UCUAGGUGUAUCUUGAUUAAGGAGACAGCUCAGCAAUGGUGGGGAGUGCAAUUUGUAAAUCCCGAAGCGAUGCGUGAUGAUGAAGGUAAUAAAGAGUAAAAGAGUAGUGGGAGUAGAGAGUCAUUAGAACUUGCAGAGAUGAGUUACAGUGGAAUCCCAACGUUUAGUGUGCCAGGUCAGGUAAACACAUGCAUAUAUAAUGCUACCUACACAGCCCUAGUCCAGAUCUACCCUCCUUUGCCAUCUGUUAUCUGACUAAGCAACUACCUACGUGUAGAAUUCAGCAGUUACUACAAAUCUUUAAAGCCCUGACUAGGUAAUAUCCUUCCCCAGGUGGUCUUGUGCCAGUGAUUACAUCACCGGCAGGCAGCUGUCAGUGGUGUGGGUAUAUGAAGAUUUUGGGGUGAAAAUGGGGAAACCCGAGGACAGGCACGCAUCCAUAUGUUUCAGGAUGAAAUGCUAAAAUUGGCAAAUCGGUCAGAGUUUCUUGAAAUUUCCAUUAAUAUGAAGGGAAAUCCUAAAGAGGAGCUUGAGAAACUUGUGUGGGACCAAAUGAAUAUGAGCUCCAAGAACUCGGGGAUCGGGUCCAGGAUCAGGAAGCUGAUGGGCUCACUCUUGGUAUUCAUCUGUAUAGCUUACAUAGUGUGUUCUCUUCAUCUUCUCAUGAAUACUCAAUCUUGCUGGCAGUCAAUUAGCUGCACAAUGGACUGUGGGAAACCAAAGGAGCUGACCUUGGCAGCAUUGAAUGUAUCUGUGAAGGAUUCAGGUUCUGACACCAAGAAAAUGGCGGUUACAAACAUUGCUGUUGCUUCAGAGAAAAUUAGCAGCAUUGCAACUGAUUUGAAGCAUAUAGUAUUUGGAAUAGCUGCUUCUGCUAGCUUAUGGGAGACAAGAAAGGAGUACAUAAAACUAUGGUGGAGGCCCGACGAAAUGAGGGGUUUUGUAUGGCUGGACAAGGAGGUCAAACCCCAAAGGAACAAGAAGGAAGUCUUGGCUCUGCCUCCUCUCAAAAUUUCUACCGAUACAUCUCACUUCAAGUAUACUAACAAGCAAGGCCAUCAUUCUGCUAUUAGGAUAUCUCGCAUUGUCUCUGAAACUUUCAGGUUGGGCCUGCCUGAUGUACAUUGGUUUGUUAUGGGAGAUGACGAUACAGUGUUUGUCACUGAGAACCUGGUUAGGGUUCUCUCACAAUAUGACCACAGACAGAUGUACUACAUUGGAAGUCUUUCUGAAAGCCAUUUGCAGAAUAUAUUUUUUUCAUAUGGCAUGGCUUAUGGAGGAGGUGGGUUUGCCAUCAGUUUUCCACUGGCCAAAGCAUUGGAAUCAAUGCAAGAUGACUGCAUUCAGAGGUAUCCAGGUCUGUAUGGAAGUGAUGACAGAAUGCAGGCUUGCAUGGCCGAGCUUGGUGUGCCCUUGACAAAGGAGCCUGGUUUUCAUCAGUACGAUGUAUAUGGGAAUCUGUUCGGAUUGCUUGCUGCACACCCUGUCAGACCCCUGGUGAGCCUUCACCACCUUGAUGUUGUGGAGCCCAUAUUUCCCAACCUCACCAGAGUAAAUGCAUUGCAACACCUCUUCAAGCCCAUUAAGUUGGAUCCUGCAGCAAUUCUGCAGCAAUCCAUAUGUUAUGAUGACGACAGGAAAUGGUCCAUUUCAGUCUCAUGGGGUUAUUCAGUACAGAUUUUUAGGGGCAUUUUUUCACCUAGAGAUCUAGAAAUGCCCUCUAGAACUUUCCUGAAUUGGUACAGAAGAGCUGACUUCACAGCCUAUUCAUUCAAUACCAGACCUGUAACUAGGCAUCCCUGUCAGAAACCCUUUGUUUUCUACUUGAAGAAUGUGAAGUAUGAUAGUCCUAAGAGAAGUGAUAUCAUAAGCAAUUACACCAAACUUGAGGUUGCUCCACCUGAAUGUAGAUGGAGGAUGGCUUCACCUGAGACCAUAGACUGGAUCAAGGUUGUGAAGAAACCUAAUACAUUUGUGGCAAAUAAGUCACCAAGAAGAAACUGUUGUAGAGUAAUAUCCUCAAAGAAAAGAGGCAUGGAAAUUGAAGUGGGUCAAUGCAGGGAGGGUGAGAUCAUUAGUUUACAAUCUUGAAAUUUUUAGCUGUUGCAAAAUUUCCAUCAGGUUUGUUGAGCAGAAGCCAUUCUGAUAGUAGAAAUUUCAGUGCAUUCAAGAAUAUGAAAGGCCAUUCCUUUCAGUAAACUUGACUUGAUACUUUGUUACAGACAUUGAGUUUGUUAGCUGAGCUUUCAGAGAUAUCCAUGAGUUAAAUGCUUGUUCGACAGAGAACAACAAAGUGCAGUGGAUUUGGGUGUGAAAGGCUUAGAAGCUAAAUAUGGAUGGAAGAAGCCCAGUAGCCAAACAUUAUCAUUUCCUCUUGUAUUUAUUGCAUUUUUUAAAUUUUUGCUUCUUUUGAUAAUGUUUGUUUUCUGGGCCAUUAUUCAAUCUGGUGGGUAUAUAUCCCUCUGUUCAAAUCACCAAUUCUAGUACAAUAUUCUUUGAAGGCAUGGUGUUUCAUCUCCUCACAAAUGUCAGAAGCUAUUUAUUGUUUUUGUUUAUUAUGGAAUAAGAUGUCAUUCUAUGACCAUUCUGCUUUGAGUUGA
This is a messenger RNA of Cryptomeria japonica (Japanese cedar), 2600 nucleotides long. RefSeq lists its product as uncharacterized. The transcript is spliced from 4 exons. The record is from RefSeq and is a predicted model, not a curated record. Gene Ontology annotation, molecular function: acetylglucosaminyltransferase activity. Lineage: Eukaryota; Viridiplantae; Streptophyta; Pinopsida; Cupressales; Cupressaceae. The coding region runs from base 442 to 2091 and encodes 549 amino acids.